Molecule: messenger RNA, 1122 nt
Organism: Aplysia californica (California sea hare)
Lineage: Eukaryota; Metazoa; Mollusca; Gastropoda; Aplysiida; Aplysiidae
Product: pannexin 8
Source: RefSeq, marked provisional
AUGCCUUUCCUACAACGAUCUUUGGGCGAGGACUCAACUGACCGUUACGUCCACACAUGGACCGUGAGCCUCCUCUUCUUCCUGUCUCUUGUCACGUGGUUACUAGCUGCCAGCCCAUUGGUCAUAAGCUCUGGAGAAGGAACGCCGACUUUCCAAGCAAAGUGCUGGUGCCCCGCCCAGUUUGAGUCCAGCCAAGUGGAGUAUGCCAACAGCGUCUGCUCUAAGUGGUACACUGAGGCCUUCCAAAGAGGGACGUUGGAAGAGAACCUUUGGAACCCGUACGGCCGUGGGCUGGUGACAAUGCCUGAAGUGGACGAGGACGUAGCCAAUGUGUCCUCCACGCCCGCCCCCAACACCAACCACCGACAUUUCGCCUCCGUCACCGCCCCACUUCUUCUGUUUGUCUUUGCUCUACUCAUCAAGUUACCCCACUUGGUCUGGUACCUCAUGUCUACUUUCUGUCCGGUCAACAUAGAGAAAACUCUGCACACAGCUGACCACGCCCAGAACCUUCAGACGGACACAAAACGUCAUCUAACCACUGAUCUGGUCCAGUCUGUUGACAAAGCUCUCAAAGACUGCCCACAUCGAGCCACAGUGUCGUAUCUGUUCUACAAGUUCUUCAGCUCCCUUGUCCUAGUUCUGGAGUCCAUCGUUCUGAGUACAAGGAUACUGCCCCAGGUCUUCGCUGAGACUGGCUCAGGACAACCCAUACAGCAACAGUCGGAAAUUUUACCCUGUUUUUUCCCGAUUCGAGCACUUACAAAUGUCCACCAGUACACCUUGCCAUGUCUGUUCUCCCCAACAUACACCAGUCAUCGCUCACAGUUUGGCCAUCACGCGUUGUUCACUGGCCUCCUCGUCUAUCUCUUGAUUCUCACCGUGGUCUCAGUGGUCAGUUUUCUCACCUGGCUGUCCAGACUGACCAUGGGGACAUGCCGUAGUCAGGUAGCGGCGAGACCAUCCCUACCCACCGACGCCUACCUUCUUCUCUACCUCAGCCAAGACAACCUGGGUCCCAUGGUGACACGUGACCUGGCUGAGAACGAGGCUUGGACACAGGACUCCGGGCUGGCUGGACCAAUAGUGGCCUGUGGUAAGUUUGAGCUGGAUGGACAGUAG